Drosophila persimilis is the source of this 2293-nucleotide messenger RNA. RefSeq names its product ero1-like protein (gene Ero1L). Bases 387 to 1844 code for a protein of 485 amino acids. The transcript is spliced from 6 exons. Lineage: Eukaryota; Metazoa; Arthropoda; Insecta; Diptera; Drosophilidae. The record is from RefSeq and is a predicted model, not a curated record. Gene Ontology annotation, molecular function: FAD binding; thiol oxidase activity; protein-disulfide reductase activity. Gene Ontology annotation, biological process: protein folding in endoplasmic reticulum. Gene Ontology annotation, cellular component: endoplasmic reticulum membrane; endoplasmic reticulum.
GCUAUUCGCUCUUUUUACAGCGGUCUGGCAACACUGCGAUGAUUUAAAUUUCGAGGAACUGCCACCUUACCGAAGCACUGCCACCACAAUUGCGAUUUUCAAAUCGUAUAUCAAAAUAUUCAUAUUCGUGCCCCAACCACUCAAGUGCCAAAAAUACCAAAAACAAUCAAAGUCAAGUAAAAUUAAAUCCAAAAAUGUUGAUACGUAAAUAUUCGCCAGAUUUGUGAAAUUGACAACAACAAAAGCAACAAAAUCUCUGAAUACUCGACUCUGACGGCAUUGCGCAUUUCCAUUCGGGGAAUCACUUGCGCUUCGUCGGCGAACAGAAGAAGAACAGGUUGCACGCAACAGUAGAAACAGCAGCAGCGAUAAAAACAAUAGGAAAAAUGUCUGCGAGAGGUACACGACAAGUGCAGCGCAAUCUGUGGGCCUCGCUCCUGGCGCUCCUGGUGAUCCUGUACUGGGCAGAUCCCACGGGCGGCUACUUUGCCGCCCUUGACGAGACCGAAACGAACAAAAACUGCUUCUGCGAGUUGGAGGGGUCCAUCAACGAUUGCAGCUGCGAUGUCGACACUGUGGAUCACUUCAACAACAUGAAGAUCUUUCCCCGCCUCCAGUCGCUGCUCGUGAAGAACUUCUUCAGGUUCUACAAGGUGAACCUCAGACAGGAAUGCCCUUUUUGGCCAGACGACAGUCGCUGUGCUAUACGCUUCUGUCAAGUGGAGAAUUGCGAGGAGCAGGCCAUACCACAGGGCAUCAAGGACAAGGGUGAACACAAAGAGAAAGCUGCCGCAUUCAAGUAUUCACGCGAGGCACAAUCGGCCAACGGCUGCUCGGAUGCCGAGGACUUUGACAGCGCCCUGGGUUUCCUGGACACGAGCAUCAGUGAUCAGGCGCACCGGGAAUUCGAGCUGUGGGCGAAACAUGACGAGGCUGAAGAGGAUUUCUGCAUAGUCGAUGACCACGAGGAGGGCUCGCAGUAUGUCGAUCUGCUGCUCAAUCCGGAGCGGUACACCGGCUACCGGGGAGAGUCAGCCCACCGCAUCUGGAAGAGCAUCUACCUGGAGAAUUGCUUUGGUGGCAACAACGAGACGGCAAACAAGUUCUCCAACUAUGUCCCGCACUUGGAUCUGCGGAAUGUGUGCCUGGAGCAGCGCGCCUUCUACCGCAUCAUCUCGGGACUGCACUCCAGCAUCAACAUCCACCUGUGCUCCAAGUACCUUCUGUCCGAAUCGAAAGAUUUCCUGGAUCCGCAGGGCAUCUGGGGGCCCAAUGCCCAGGAGUUCAAGCGUCGUUUCAGCCCAGAGACAACUGGCGGCGAGGGUCCACACUGGCUGCGAAAUCUGUACUUCAUUUACCUGGUGGAGCUGCGGGCCCUGGCCAAGGCAGCGCCCUAUCUGCGUCGCGAGGAUUACUACACGGGCAUUGCCGAGGAGGAUGACGAGGUGAAGCUGGCCAUCAAUGACCUUCUCAGCGUCAUAGAAUCCUUCCAGUCGCACUUCGAUGAGAAUGCUCUGUUCAGCAGCGGCAUCGCCUCGAUCAAGUUCAAGAGCGACUACAAAGAGAAGUUUCGCAACAUAUCCAGAAUCAUGAGCUGUGUGGGAUGCGACAAGUGCAAGCUGUGGGGCAAGCUGCAGACCCAGGGCCUGGGCACUGCCCUCAAGAUCCUCUACUCGGAGAAGCUCAAUCUGGCCACUGAGAGCGGUCUGUGGGACAGGCCGCACAUCGAGGCGGAUCCCAUCUUCAGACUAUCGCGUCCGGAGAUUGUUGCUCUCUUCAAUGCCUUCGGCAGAUUAUCAAACAGCAUAUACGAGAUGGAAAACUUCCGACGAGUGCUGAGAUAACCCGGCAAUGAAGAGCCCUCAAGGCGGCAUCAGUCACAUUCAGUUCCCCGGAGCAGCUCGGCCCCGAUGCUCGACUGUCUAUCUAAUUUGUACGCACAUAUUUGGGGCUGUAUUUUUUGGAUCUUGGUAACGAUUUCCCCUUCCCCCAAUAGACACCCAAACACUUGAAGGCCUAGCAGAGAGGCUAUUGCAUCCGGGAAAGCGGCAUGACAUCCUUGUAAAUAAUAUUAAUUACCCCUAGGCUACUUGUACUUUACUGCACUUUACCCGGCCCGACACGACCCAAUCGAACAGAUGCACGGAGGACAGACAGGUGUUUACCAUAAGUUAGAAUAUAUUAUUUAUUGUGGCAGAAGGAGACUCAAACAAAACGCAUUGUGCAAUAGCUCGACCGCGAAAGACACGAAAAUAAAUGUGAGAAAUGUGAGAAAGAUCGAUGUUUACCCCAA